Molecule: messenger RNA, 8807 nt
Organism: Lagopus muta (rock ptarmigan)
Lineage: Eukaryota; Metazoa; Chordata; Aves; Galliformes; Phasianidae
Gene: CRB1
Product: crumbs cell polarity complex component 1
Exons: 12
Coding region: 254-4477 (1407 amino acids)
Biological process (GO): establishment or maintenance of epithelial cell apical/basal polarity; heterophilic cell-cell adhesion
Cellular component (GO): protein-containing complex; plasma membrane
Molecular function (GO): calcium ion binding
Source: RefSeq, a predicted model, not a curated record
UCCAGCUCGCACACAAAUCUGCACCAGGUUUGAAAAAUCACUCGGACCUGCUGAAGUAAAACCUUAACAAGAACAACUGCCUUCCAAAUCGAAGUCUGCAGGGAGCAGGCUGCUGAGGGCCACGGGCAACGAUGGGCUGUGGUGGGCUCGGUGCUGCUGGUGGCACCUUAGUGCUGGAGAUGAGGAGAAAGCUGUGAGGAUCAGCACCAGCCUUUUGGAGAAGAGACAACUUGUCAGAGGAUGUCCUAUCAGGAUGAACAUGGCUCAUUCAAGAAUUAACUCUCUAUUCGUCUUCUACCUCAGUUUUUUCCUGCUCCUCCACUUAAAAAAGUCACUUCCCAUGAGAAAUGAUUCCAGGUGCCCACCAAACUCCUGCCAAAAGAACUCCACAUGCAUUACUGGUCACAGAGACAAUAUUUGCCGUUGUGCGGACAUGUCACUUGAGGAACGCUUGGAGGAACUCUGCAAUGACACCUCUGAUCCUUGCUCCUCAAGCCCUUGUCUUCAAAAUGCUACCUGUUCAAGUUCUGCUGGAAACCUCAAUUUCACUUGCGAGUGCCCAGAUGGGUACAAUGGGACCACUUGUGAAAUAGCCAUCAGUAUGUGUGACAGCAACCCCUGCGAACAUGGAGGCACGUGCCUCGAUGGCCUGGCCAGGCCCACCUGCCUCUGUCGCACAGGAUUCACAGGUACACGCUGUGAAAUGGAUGUUGAUGAGUGCAGCUCGGAACCCUGCCACAACGGAGCGGUGUGCAGGGAUGGGAUUGGUGAAUACUCCUGCUACUGUGUCCCAGGCUACCAAGGCAAGCACUGUGACCUGGAGGUGAAUGAAUGCGUGUCAGACCCAUGCCUGAAUGGGGCAACGUGUCUUAACCUUAUAGGGAGGUAUUACUGCAUCUGUCCACUUGGGUACACAGGCGCCAACUGCGAGCUGGAUGUGGACGAGUGCCAGUCGCUGCCGUGCCAGAACGGCGCCACCUGCCGCGACGCUCCGGCCGCCUUCUCCUGCUCGUGCCCGCCCGGUUUCCGCGGCGCCCUCUGCCAGACGGACGUGGACGAGUGCGCCAGCAGCCCCUGCCUGCACGGAGCGCGCUGCGCCGACCUGCCCGGGGGGUACAGCUGCAACUGCACUGGCACCGGGUUCAUGGGCCUGCACUGUGAGACCCAUGUACCCCCGUGCUGGUCACAGCCGUGCUACAACAACGCCACAUGUGAGGACAGUGCUGAUGGAGUCAUCUGUCACUGCUGGCCAGGCUACACCGGCUCCCACUGCGAGACCGACAUCAGCGAGUGCAGCAGCGCGCCGUGCACCUCGGGCCGCUGCGUAGAGCGCUCCUGGGCGGCCCGCUACGGCCACGAGCCCGAGCUGCCGCCGCCCUUCCGCCACGACCGCGCCGAGGGCUACGUGUGCGUCUGCCCGCCGGGCGUCCGCGGUAUUCACUGUGAUGAAGACAUCAAUGAAUGUCACAUGAACCCUUGCCAAAAUGGUGGCAUCUGUGAGAACUUUCCUGGGAAUUACACUUGCCAUUGCCCACCUGCAGACAAAGAAGGGAUUUUUUACGGCGGCUGGAACUGCACAGAAAUCCUCCAUGGCUGUACUGAUCAACAAUGCCAAAAUAAUGGAAUAUGUAUCCCUCAUUUAAAAAGUGGCCAUCAUGGAUUCAGCUGCAUAUGCUCACCUGGAUAUACUGGAAUACACUGUGAAACUGUAACUACAUUUUCUUUUCAAGGAAAUGGUUUCCUUUGGUUGAAGAAUCCCACAACCACUAAAGAGGAAUUUUCCUAUAAUAUAAACCUGAGGUUUCAGACUGUGCAACCGUCAGCCUUUCUAUUUUAUCGAGGAGAGAAAGACACAUUUGUGAAGCUGGAGUUACUGAAUGGCUACUUACAUUUGUCCGUGCAAGUCAAAAACCAGCCACGGGCUCUUUUGCAUAUUUCACAUAAUGUCAGUGAUGGAGAAUGGCAUUCUGUGGAGGUAACCUUGGCAAGAGCUGUUACUCUUAAUUUACUUGACAGCUCUUGUGCAGAAUCAUGUGUCAAUAAAACUUCUGCUAUGAUAGAUAAUGAUCACGUGAGGCUUGCAUUUCAGAGCACAUUUUUGGGCAGCUUACCAGUGGGGAACAUUAGCAGCAGCUCUCAGCUUAACAUCAAUAAUAUACAUUCUACACCUUCAUUUGUAGGCUGUCUUCAGGAUAUUGAAAUAGACUUGAAUGUUAUUACUCCAGAGAAUGCAUCACCUGAAUCCUCUUUAAACGUCGAGACAGGAUGCAGGAAGAAGGACUGGUGUGAAAACCACCCCUGCCAGAACAGGGGCCGCUGUUCCAACCUGUGGCUGAGUUACCACUGUGACUGCUACCGGCCGUACGCGGGGCCGAGCUGCAGAGCAGAGUAUAUUCCAGGUCGAUUUGGAUCUGAGGACUCCUCAGGCUAUGCUGCUUUUUCUGUUGAUGCUACUGAGAAUGAAAAUCUGAAUAUAUCAAUGUUUGUCCGAACUCGCAAAUCUUCUGGCUUGUUACUGGCUUUGAGAAACAGUACCUGUCUCUAUGUAAGAGUCUACUUGGAAGAUGGGAAACUCACGAUGUUAGCUCCAAAUUCCAUGAAGCUAUUAGGGAAACAUCCUAUAAAUGAUGGAAAUUUCUACCUAAUAACAUUAAAAAUAGAACCAAAUAUGUUGGAAUUAUUCCAAUCCUCUCAAUACUUAGGCUUUAUUUCUACUCCACUACUAACCACCCAAAGUAAGGACUUUCUUUACAUCGGAGGCCUACCAGAUAACAGAGAAACUGAUAGAAAUGGUGGGUAUUUCAAAGGCUGCAUCCAGGAUGUAAGAGCGAAUAACCAGCCACUGGAAUUCUUCCCCCUCACCAAUUCACUGAAUUCUUUUAUCAACCGAACCCUGAUCAACGUCACCCAAGGCUGCAGUGGUGACAAUCUCUGCAAGUCCAGUCCUUGCCACAACGGUGGUGUAUGCUAUUCAAUCUGGGAUGACUUCACUUGCACAUGCCCCCCUAACACUGCAGGAAAAGCUUGUGAGGAAGUUAAGUGGUGUGAGCUUGGGCCCUGCCCUCAUGAAGCACAAUGCAAGCUGGUGCACCAAGGAUUUGAAUGUCUCACUAAUGCAGUGUUUAGCGGCCGAAGCAGCGCUAUAUUUUACAGAAGCAACGGGAAAAUCAGCAGAAGCCUCACCAAUAUCGUGUUUGGCUUUCGAACUAGGGACACAAAUGUGAUACUGCUGUAUGCGGAGAAGGAGCCUGAAUUUGUUAUCAUGAGCAUUCACAACUCCAAACUGGUCUUCCAACUGCAAAGUGGCAACAACUUUUACAUGUUGACUCUCACUAGCUCACUGACUGUGAGUGAUGGGAAGUGGCACCAAGUGAUGGUCUCCAUGCUGGAGCCCCUGUCUCAGUUCUCGAGGUGGCACAUGAGUCUUGACAACAAGGACACUGCAACCAGUACAGCUGCUACAGGAAGUCUCAAUUUUCUACAAGAAGAGGCAGAUAUCCAUGUGGCUGACAAGGCUUUUGACAAUUUGGAUGGCCUGCGAGGAUGCAUGAGCACCAUAGAGAUCAGUGGAAUUUAUCUCUCCUACUUUGAAAAUGCUGAUGUCCUGACUAAAAAACCUCAAGAGGAACAAUUUCUCAAAGUAUCUGCAAAUCCUGUUCUUACAGGCUGCUUGCAGGAGGAUGCCUGCAGCUCAGAGCCCUGUAUGCACGGGGGGACGUGUGAAGACUUGUACACCUCCUAUCGCUGCAUGUGUCCCCUGGGGUGGGCAGGCACCCAUUGCGAGACCAACAUCGACGAGUGCUUCUCCAACCCCUGCAUUCAUGGAAACUGCACGGAUGGGAUCAGCUCUUAUGAGUGUGUCUGUGAACCUGGCUACACAGGGUUGAACUGUGAAGAGGACAUAGACUACUGCCGUGGCCACCAGUGUGCAAAUGGGGCCACCUGCAUAGAUGGGAUUAAUGGAUAUUCAUGUCUGUGUGCUGGUAACUUUACUGGAAAGCUUUGCAGGUAUCGAAGAUUACCCUAUACAGUUUGUGGGAAUGAAGACAGAAAUCUCACCUGUUACAAUUAUGGCAACUGUACUGAUCUUGGAGGCAAGCUGGCCUGCAUGUGCCUGCCAGGAUUUGUUGGAGAACGGUGUGAAAAGGACAUUGAUGAGUGCAGCUCUGAUCCAUGCCUGAAUGGAGGCCUCUGCCAAAACCUGCUCAACAAAUUCCACUGCCUCUGCGACGUGAACUAUGCUGGGGACCGCUGUGAGAUCGAUUUGACAACUGACUUGAUCUCCAACAUAUUCACCUCCCUUGGCUCAGUAACGCUGGCUUUAUUGAUCCUCUUCUUGGCAGUUGUGGUUUCAGUCAUUGCUGCCAAUAAAAGGUCGACCCAAGGAACCUACAGCCCCAGCCGGCAGGAGAAGGACGGCGCCCGCGUUGAGAUGUGGAGCAUUGUGCAGCCACCGCCAGUAGAGAGACUCAUUUAGGGGAAGGCUCUCCUCCAUCUUGGAAGAUGAAUGGAAGUGGACGAUGUACACAAGAUAGAUAUGUUCAUUUGCAUUCUACUACCGGGAGCACCUGUUGCAAAAACUACAGUGACUUGGAACUUUGAAUAAUUUCCUUUUAAGUUCAAUAACAUUUAAAAUGUUCUAGCAUUUAAGUGAACCAAUGCCAUUUAUCACUAUUUUGGGACAUUUUUUCAAAGGACAAUUUUUAUUUGCACUGGAAACUUCCGCCUUGGUAAUCUGCAGUAGGCAUUACAGACAGUAAUGGCUUCUGUGAUACUCAUAAGUGCCUGUCUCAGACUCAAAAUGAGGAACAGUUUCUUGUUUGUGUUUUGCUUUGCCUGCCUAGCAAUCACUGCUGCAGAAGACAAUGCAGACCCUAAUCAAUAAAGGCAUAAUUUUGUUCUUAAAGGGUUUAUCACCAUAACUGUGUUUCAACAUAUAUGUUGAUCAGGGAUUAAAAGGAAGCUUGCAAAAACUCUCCAAAAUAAGUGUUUCCCAUUUAGUUGGUUUUCUUUCCUUCAAUUCUAUCAUUUUCCCUGCUGCCACUCUACCUUCUGCUGAAAAGAAUUUCACUUAACCUCUCUGACAAAUCCAUGUUUCUCUGAAUAUAAAGGGUAUCUCUUAAAAUAUCCAGCAGACAGAAUCUGACCUUACAGAGGACAUAAAACCAAAACAUCCUAAACAAAUUCUGCAAAUCUAUAUACUGCCAUUUUCCCAUUAUGAUAUUACUUGAUGCAUCAUUUCAUAAAUUGAUUGUAUCUCAUCUUGCCAACAUCCUUUGGCUGCCAAAAAGGCAAGUGUGCUCAAAAAGUUUUCCAAAGCUCACAGAAAAUACAAGCAGCAGCUUAUAGGCAACACACCUACUUAGAAAUGAUGAAAGAGUGACUCAGCUCUGAAAACAGCCUUGGUGAUUCUCAUGGAGUUCAGACUUUCAUGUUAACAAGGGAAAAUAAAUUUUUGUGCCUGAAUGUUCCUCUUUUGAGGCAGCAAUAAUACCACUGUAAUCCUUGCUAGCAAAAUGAUUGCAACUGUUUGUUGAAAAAGAAACAAAUAUGUAAAAAGGAGUGGAAUAGCUGCAGAUGUUUGGAAAAUAUAUUGUAAUGAAAGAGACUUGAAAAUAUUCAAGAGCAUUUAAUGAUUCGUGGUAGAGAGGAAGGAAUGUGCCAAAAAUACAUUCAGGUUAAGGUUUUCCUGAUCUGUAGAGGCAGAUAACAGUUACUCAUCCAGCCAACUUUCACAUGUAGUGAAAAAAUUAAAGCAAUAAGACAUGGCUCCCACACAAAUUGAGCCAACAAUAAAGAGGCAACAGAGUGGAAACGUCUUUAUGGAAUUUGUCCUUUCUGCAGCUCAGGUUAUCUGUUCCUGCUAUUAUAAAACAUUCCAGGAGUUGCAUAAUAGAGCACACAUACUCAGCAUCCAAGAGUUUGAUUGUUUCAACUAAUGAUCAACUCAUAAUACAUUUUGAAUGAACCUCUCUGGGGACUACAGAAUAUCAAUGUCAAUCACAUUUAUUUCCGUAUUAGCUCUGAUCAGUAACUCUGACAAUAAGCACAUUCUGGAUUUUUGCAGUCUUUCAAAACAAGGCACUGUAGUAAAAUGAGAGUGGAUGGUGGGAUUCAAAUUGAGUGAAAAGAACAGGGUGCUAAGGUUGGAAUGACAUGACAGCAUGAAUGCACAACAGAUUUUACUUGAGUCCAGUUUACAUCUUUACUAUUGAAGCUUAUGAUUUUGAAUGCAAGCACUGCUGUAUAACUGCAGUUUAAAUCCACAGUGCAAAUAGCAACUAAGAAAAGAAAGAAAGUCAACAAAAGUUAACAAAAUAGUUUAUAAGUUAACAAAAAAUAUCAUGGUAAAAGAGAGAGAUUCAAGAAAGUUCUUUUGAAAUAUGGCAUUAUAUAAGAAUGGCUGCAAAUCUUUUAGUCAAAAAUCAGCCCAGCAUUUUCCCACUACUAAGGAAUAAUAAGGAAUGCUAUAAAGUUUGUGCAGCAUUAUCAUUUCUUGAAGUGGAUAUAUAUUUGAAAAAAGAAGAGCUGGACUUACACGUGUGAUUGAAGCUCACCAAAAAAAGCUACAAGGGAUACAAAGUCAAAGCAACUUUCCAGAUGGUGAAGAUGCACCAUAAGCUGUGAGAACAAGAGAGUGAAAAAGAAGGGGAAAAAAGAGAUGGAAGGGCCUGAGGAGAGAGCGCUUGGAAAGUGAGGGGGAAUCUAGAAGCAGGAAUUGGGAGCAAAGAGCAGCAGUGGCUUUGGAACAGUAAGGCAGAUGCACAGAAUGUGCUUCCACAUAUCUGCUUUAUAUUCCUGAAUUUCUGUUCAAUGAUAAUGGCUGUAUAGGCUAAAAGGAGGAAAAAAAAUGAUAAAGAUUUUCAAGUGAAUAGCAGAGAUGGGAAAAGAAAAUAGAAGUGAAAGCAGUGGAGGGAUGUAAUGAAGAUCUAACUUUGAAAUCAACCCUUCUUUGAGCAGGAGGUUGGAGUAGAUGACCUCAGGAGGCUUCUUCCAGCCUAAAUUGUUACACGAUUCAAAGAAAAAGGACAACAGAGAGAAAGCAGCUGAAGAUGGAGGUCAGUCUGCAUGAAGAGCUAAUGUGAAGGAAAGCGUUAUUGUUCACAGUGAAAGACACAGCAAGGAGGAGGAAGUGGCUGGAAACUCAUUCUGCUCUGCUCAGUGGAUGGACUUUCUGGAUGAAAUCUUGAAAACAGUGGGAAAACAAUCUGUAAUAACAGAUUCAGGAAAGCAUUAUCACACAGAGAAUCUCCAGGGCUGAGAAAGAUACGCAGCAAAGGGUACAGGGAGGGGAAGAGAAGGAAGAUGAAAGCCUGAAGAGUUUUCAUAAAGACCAAAGAGAGUUCUGGAGAAAUACAUUACAAAAGAAUUUAAAAAGCAUAAAAAUUGGAAAAUUCUCACCGUGGAACAUGAACGUGGUUUGUAGAAGGGAAAUCAAGAAGGGAGAAAGCAAGAGGAAAAACCCUUAAACUAGGAUUUGAAUAAGUCAGGUGUGACUGAUGUCUGUCUCAGUGGAGGGGAAAUGGUGAAAAUGGGAGUGAUGAAAAUUUUUGCAGAAGUAAGAGGAAAAAGGGAAUGAAAGCAGAUGACACUUGAGGAAAGUGAAGGCAAAAGCUGGAUCACAGUCUUUCCAGUACAACAAGGGUAAAGCUGGGCGUUCGUUACAGUGAGGUCAUGGAAGAGGGAUGGAGAGGUUGAUGGAGAGUCAGGAAAUGAGAUCUACCCAGUAAGGCAGAUCUAUGUAGGAUAAAUUAGAAGGAGUGACUUCUAUUGAAAGUGGAAAUUAAAAUGUGAAAUUAAUUGCUAUUUAUGAUCUUAAGAGAAACAAACAAGAAAAAGCCCCAGCAGCACAAAUUCUGUUCUAAAUGUACUUUUUGAAAAGCUGAAUUAGAGAACAGCACUCCAAGAAGGGCAGGGAGUCAGACUCUGCAGUUGGAAAAGUCUCACAGCACCUGGAGAAGCAGAAAAAAAAUCCCAAAGCUGUGGCUACUUAGCAAGCUGGAGUGACAACAGUGAAGAAGCCUGACCCUUUUGGGCCAUAUUUCAGCCAAGAAACAACAGUUAAAACAAAGGGGAAUACACCACAGAGAGUGUCUAAUAGAAUUUUUGCUGAAAUUUUAACCAAGGAUUAAGCAGGUGCCAAGCUAUUUACUGCUUCUCAGUCUGGGUGUAUAUUAAAAUACAUAGUGAAGCACACAAGGAGGAGCAAUAACAUCUAAGAGUCAUUGAGAGCACCUGCAACUCCACAUAAAGACCUAAAGUAUUUUGAGAUUUUCUAAAUAUCUCUAUUUGAUUCAAAAGGCAUAAGUAAAAGAACUUGUUCAUAAUCACUUGCAGCCUAUCCAUUCAGGAAACAAAUGCAUAAUAUGGUCCCAAACCUUACACAUUUUAAUUUUCUCUUUAUGUCUACCAGUCUUUUGUAAAGGAAAAGGUGCUAAAUUAAAGCAUGCGACCUGCUCUGUGCCAUGUCCCUCUGAAGAUGCACAGAAGCAUGGAGAGAAUUAAGCAACUGACUCCUCCCUUCUUUCGCAGUCCUUCCUGUUUCCUCUUUGAAAGCCGUGACACCCAGCCUGUGAAGCAGCAAGGAGAGCCUUCAGACAGUUAGAGGAAAGUUUAUGUUAGAAAGAAUAUAAAUACUGUGGCUGCAAUUUGGCCAGCUCCAAACGAUCAAUGUGUAUUAUUAUGUUAUGUGCCUUCUCUCCAUUUUAUGUAAAAUUAACUGUUCCUUCUCCACGUGUACAUAGUAUAUUUAUAGCUUAGGUGGUGUAUGUUACUACGUUCUGUGUACAAUAUAAAAAUGACUAAUA